This is a messenger RNA of Protobothrops mucrosquamatus (brown spotted pit viper), 673 nucleotides long. RefSeq names its product ephrin type-A receptor 5-like. The record is from RefSeq and is a predicted model, not a curated record. NCBI's taxonomy places the organism in Eukaryota, Metazoa, Chordata, Lepidosauria, Squamata, Viperidae. Gene Ontology annotation, biological process: protein phosphorylation; axon guidance; cell surface receptor protein tyrosine kinase signaling pathway. Gene Ontology annotation, molecular function: protein binding; transmembrane-ephrin receptor activity; ATP binding. The annotation marks the transcript as partial. Gene Ontology annotation, cellular component: membrane; neuron projection. The transcript is spliced from 2 exons.
AUGGAUAAGUGGGAAGAAAUUGGUGAGGUGGAUGAAAAUUAUGCACCAAUCCACACAUAUCAAGUAUGUAGAGUGAUGGAACAGAGUCAGAAUAAUUGGCUUUUGACAAGCUGGAUCUCUAACAAAGGAGCCUCUCGGAUAUUCAUUGAACUAAAAUUUACCCUUAGAGACUGUAACAGCCUUCCAGGAGGUCUUGGAACUUGCAAAGAGACUUUUAAUAUGUACUAUUUUGAAUCUGAUUAUGAAGAUGGGAGGAAUGUGAAAGAAAAUCAAUACAUCAAGAUUGAUACCAUUGCAGCAGAUGAGAGUUUUACAGAAUUAGAUCUUGGAGAUAGAGUUAUGAAGCUAAAUACAGAGGUGAGAGAUGUUGGACCUCUGACCAAAAAGGGAUUUUACCUUGCUUUCCAGGAUGUGGGGGCCUGCAUUGCACUGGUAUCUGUUUGGGUCUAUUAUAAAAAGUGCCCUCUGGUGAUUCGAAACCUUGCCAUCUUUCCUGACACCAUCACUGGAGCGGAUUCUUCACAGCUACUAGAAGUCUUAGGGUCAUGCGUGAACAAUUCAAUGACUGAUGAACCUCCAAGGAUGCAUUGCAGUGCUGAAGGGGAAUGGCUGGUGCCAAUUGGAAAAUGCAUGUGUAAGGCAGGAUAUGAGGAGAAGAACAACACCUGCCAGG